Molecule: messenger RNA, 3772 nt
Organism: Plectropomus leopardus (leopard coralgrouper)
Lineage: Eukaryota; Metazoa; Chordata; Actinopteri; Perciformes; Serranidae
Gene: arfgap2
Product: ARF GTPase activating protein 2
Biological process (GO): COPI coating of Golgi vesicle
Molecular function (GO): GTPase activator activity
Source: RefSeq, a predicted model, not a curated record
UUGGGUCGCACGGGGCUCCGUAGUGACGUCAGCCGAUGGAAAUUGUCAGAGUGGCAAAGAUGGCUGCGGAACCAAACAAGACGGAGAUCCUGACCAUCUUCAAGCGGCUCAGAUCCGUCCCCACCAACAAGGUAUGUUUUGACUGCGCGGCCAAAAACCCCAGCUGGGCGAGCAUCCCGUACGGCGUGUUCUUAUGCAUCGACUGCUCCGGCAUCCACCGCUCCCUGGGAGUGCACCUCAGCUUCAUCAGAUCCACCGAGUUAGACUCCAACUGGAACUGGUUUCAGCUCAGGUGUAUGCAGGUCGGAGGCAAUGCUAACGCGACGGCGUUCUUCCGCCAACAUGGCUGCUCCACAAACGACACCAACGCCAAGUACAACAGCCGCGCGGCCCAGAUGUACCGGGGGAAGAUCCGGCAGCAGGCGAACGCGGCGCUGUCCAAAUACGGCACAGAUCUGUGGAUCGACUCCUCUGCAGGAAACGCUCCUGCAGCUCCUGAGAAGAAGGAGACGGACUUCUUUGCAGAACACACACAGCCUGCUAAUGACUGGAGCGUGGCGCCGGCGCCGGAGCAGAACGGAGCCGCGGUCACCCCGCAGCUGUCGGACACGACCGCCAAAGGCCAGGAUGACAACCAGCCGGAGGACGGACCGAGCAUCGACGGUUUGAGCACGUCGCCCCGAGCGUCCAUCGACGCCUCCAUGCGUCUGUCGUCGCAGGAAGAACAGACACCUAAAGACGUGAAGCCUUCCAUCAUCGGCAAAAAGAAGCCCAUGGCUGCCAAAAAAGGGCUCGGAGCAAAGAAAGGUCUGGGCGCCCAGAAGGUGAGCAGCAAGAGUUUCUCGGAGGUGGAGAAGCAGGCGCAGGUGGCCGAGAAGCUGAGGGAGGAGCAGGCUGCCGAGGCCAAGAAACAAGCCGAGGAGUCCAUCGUGGCGUCGAUGCGUUUGGCGUACAAAGAGCUGGAGAUCGACAGGAAGAUGGAGGAGAAGAAGAUUCAGACUCUGGAGGGAAAGAAGAGAGAGCAGGCCGAGAGGCUGGGCAUGGGCUUCGGCAACCGCAGUGCUGUGUCUCACUCAGUGAUGUCAGAGAUGCAGGUGAUCGAGCAGGAGACUCCUGUGGGAGCCAAGUCCUCCUCUCGCUCCAAACUGGACAUGUUUGAUGAGCCGGGUUUCACCUCUGGACCCCCAAAAUAUAAGGACAACCCGUUCACAGUUGGGGACAGUUUUGGAUCCAGGUGGGACACUGAGGGAGGGACCGCCUCCUUCACCACCUCCUGGGCUCUGGAGAAAGAGGACCCCAAAGAGGAGGUCACCAUCUCUAGUAUUCAGCCAAUCGGAGAGAGACUUCCCAGCAGAAGAAAAGCCGAGGUGUCGGCUCCGGUGUCAGAGUCCAGCGAGGCCCGACAGAAGUUCGCAAAUGCAAAGGCGAUCUCCUCCGACAUGUUCUUUGGUCGGGAGAGCAGCGCAGAGUAUGAUGCAAAGACCAGACUGGAGACCAUGUCUGGAAGCACCUCCAUCAGCUCCGCUGACCUGUUCGGGGACGGCAGCGACCACAAAGGACGAGCUCCGGGCUUCGACAGCGUGCUCCCCUCCGGCCCCGACAUCGCACAGUUCAAACAAGGAGUGAAGACCGUAGCGGGCAAGAUGGCCGUCCUCGCCAAUGGGGUCAUGAAUACAAUCCAGGAUCGUUACGGCUCGUACUGAGCGUCCUGAUGGCGCCGCGGCGAGCUGCGGGAGGACGGACUGACUGACGCCUGAGAAGAGCCUCCUGACUGACGGAGCGGACGGGACGGAGACGGGAAGCAGAAAGGAUUGCAUGGGGAAAACAAAUCGUCCUUCUCUCCCGUCGUCUUCUAGAGACAUUUUUCCAGGAGUGAGACAGUAUUUUCUUCUCUCAUCCACAUUAGCAGACUCUUGAUUUUUAUUUUCAUAAAGGAAACCAUCGCAGGGUGUAGUUUUUUUUUCUAAACCGAGAGUCGUGUCUUGAGAAAUAUUUUGGUCCUAGUUUUCAAAAUGACGUCAGAGUUAAUUUACUAUAUUUUAUUCCUCCUACAGAAAUCAAAGUGUUUUUGAUUCUAUAAUACUUCAUGCUUAUGUCUCUUUUUUUGUUUUAUUGUGAUAUUAAAAUGGUGCAGUAUAUAUUUUAAUUUGAGCAGGAAACCACAAUGUUUGCAUUCAGUGUUGGAUUCACUGCUGUUCACUCACAGCGUAGUUUGUCCAGGUUAUUAUUGUUCAUUUUUUUGUUGGUUUAUUUUACACAAAGCACUGACAGCAGCUCUCUGGGCAAAUUUCAGACGGUUUGUGAGCUUGGAAUUAUACAUUUCUGUCUGAGUGAACGUUUAUAUUGUGAAACAAGCUGCUCUGGUUAUUUAUUAUCUAUCUCAACCGAAACCUCGUGCGUUCCAACAAAGUUCAGGAAAUCAGAGAUUUUAAAUUAAAGAGGAAUUAAACCCAAACCGCAGAUUUACAGGACGACACAUCAUGUUAAAGUAUGGAAAUUCGUCCGUUUUCACGCAGACGUCAGACAGAACGUGUGACGCCCCAGCUCAUAAAUCAAUCAUUUUUGACUAUGCAUCUUUAUUUUUACGUUAUAAACGAAGUUUCACUGUUUGAAUCUGAAGUCUGCCUCGACGUUUCUCAACUCUGAAACAUUUUGACAUCACUGCCUUUUGCCCCAUGCAGUAGUUUAAGCUUUUACUUUGAAGGGCUCACGUCCUCAGUUUACAUUUGUAUCUGUUCAGUUCAUCGGCCAACGAAAAAUAUACUUUAAAAAGUUGUGCCUGAAACUGAUGAGUUUUUGGGAGGUGACUUAAUAUUUCUCUAAUACAAAUGAACACAUGGAGAUUGUGUAUGGAAGCUCAUUUCUGCCAAUGUGAAGAAAAAAAUCCUAUAGGCCAUUAUAAUAAGAAACUUUCUUAAUUAUAUAGUCUUCUUAUUUUAAAAUAAUUAGACUGUCAAAAAAUACACUCAUUACAGAAAUAAGGACUUAUUUUAAAAUAAUGAAGUCAAAUCUGGAUAAAAUGACUUCUCAGUACUUCAAAAAUAACGAGAAACUGUUUUGAAAAUACACUUACAUUAAAAUAAUGAGUGAUGCAGUACCCCAAAAAUUUACCAAGUGUCACGACAUAAUGAGAAAGUACCAAAAUGCAUUAAUGUCAAAUAAUAAAUUUAAAAAAAAUAAAAUAAAAACUUAAAAUGACUUAACGUUGAUCAUAAUAAAGACUAGGUAUCUUGAAAUAAUGACUCCUUUCGACACACAAAAAUAAAAGAUUUUGUAACAAUGAGAAACUCUACAGUAUUUUUGAAGUUCUUUUUUUGAAAGGUGGUUAAGUUGGUUUUUUUUAGGGUUUAGAAAACCUUUUUAUACUUAACUAUACCUUUAUACUUUGAGAAAGUUUAUUAAUUCGAUAAGUCUGCAGUUAGUUUGCAGGGUUUUUUUUUCAUCACAUUGGCAUAAAUGGUCGUCCGUACAUAGAAACAUAAAUAUGAACGUCUGUGAUAAAAUCAAACACUUGCUUACUUAGUGUGACUUAUUAAACAUGUAUGACACCCACAGUCCUCUCAGCUUCAUGUUGCCGGGCAGACUUCAGAUUCAUCAGGUGAUUAAAAGAAUUAAAGUAGGCGAAAAGUCUGGAAACCAGUUUGUAAACUUCUUCAAUGGAUCAGAGUGUCACAUUUUUCCUGGCGUUGCCGUGACGCCCAUGUGUGUUUUUUCCACCCGUGAUCGACUCUCCAAAAAGUAACAAACAAACAAACAAACAAACAAACAAACA